UCACCCCCCCCCGGGAGCCACUUCCGGGAAGACGCUGGAUGAUGGAUCCGAGCGCGAAAGAGAAAGAGGCGCUGCAGCUGCUGGCCGAGGCGGAUAAGAAGGUCCGAGGGGCUCAGUCGUUCUUCGCGGGGCUCUUCGGCAGCUCCUCCCGCCUCGAGGCCGCCUGUGACUCCUAUUCCCGGGCCGCCAACAUGUUCAAAAUGGCCAAGAACUGGAGCGCUGCUGGCAAUGCCUUUUGCCAGGCAGCCCAGCUGCACCUCCAGCUGCAGAGCAAGCACGAGGCGGCCACCAACUUCGUGGAUGCGGCUACUGCUUUCAAAAAGGCUGAUCCCCAAGAGGCCAUCAAUUGCCUGCUGCGGGCCAUCGAAAUCUACACAGAUAUGGGCCGGUUCACGAUCGCAGCGAAGCAUCACGUGACCAUCGCCGAGACCUUCGAGAGCGACCUGGGGGACGUGGAGAAGGCCAUUGGCCACUACGAGCAGGCGGCCGAUUACUACAAGGGGGAGGAGUCCAACAGUGCGGCCAGUAAGUGCCUGCUGAAGGUCGCCACGUUCGCGGCGCAGCUGGAGCAGUAUCAGAGAGCCCUGGACAUCUACGAGCAGGUGGGCGCGGGGGCUGCCGACAGCCCGCUGCUGCGCUUCGGGGCCAAGGACCACUUCUUCCGGGCAGCGCUGUGCCACUUCUGCAUCGACCCCCUCAACGCCAGGCUGGCGGUGCAGCGCUACGAGCAGCUCUUUCCCGCCUUCUCCGACUCCCGCGAGUGCAAACUCCUCAAGAAGCUCCUGGACGCUCACGAGGAGCAGAACGCCGACGCCUUCACCGACGCCGUCAAGGACUUCGACUCCAUCUCCCGCCUGGACCAGUGGCUGACCACGAUGCUGCUGCGCAUCAAGAAGACGAUUCAGGGGGAGGAGGAGGAGGAUCUGCGUUAGCCCCGCCCCCCCUUUUUGGGGGCGGAGGGGCUGCCCCCGGCUGCCGAAGCCCCUCCCCCUCCCCUUUGGCCCCUCCCCCUCAAUUUACAUAUUUAUGGCUCCUAAA
This is a messenger RNA of Colius striatus (speckled mousebird), 1038 nucleotides long. RefSeq names its product alpha-soluble NSF attachment protein-like. Gene Ontology annotation, molecular function: syntaxin binding; soluble NSF attachment protein activity. Gene Ontology annotation, biological process: regulation of synaptic vesicle priming; intracellular protein transport; SNARE complex disassembly. Lineage: Eukaryota; Metazoa; Chordata; Aves; Coliiformes; Coliidae. The record is from RefSeq and is a predicted model, not a curated record. Gene Ontology annotation, cellular component: terminal bouton; vacuolar membrane; synaptobrevin 2-SNAP-25-syntaxin-1a complex.